AUGGUGCAGAAGUAUAAUCCGGCUAUUUUGGUGGUAAUGGAAACUCGAGUUGGGGUUAACAGAGUAAGGGAAAUCACUGAGAGACUCCCUUUUGAUGGAGCUAUUCGCUCUGAUGCAGUUGGGUUUGCUGGUGGAAUAUGGGUGCUGUGGAAUUCUGAAAGAGUUGACGUUGCCCAUUUGGCCAGUACUGAACAAGAAAUUCACUUUACGGUUAAGGUACGCAGUUCAAAUGUUAUUUGGCUUUUCUCUACUGUGUAUGCUAGUCCUAGGUGUGCUGGAAGACACAUUUUAUGGAAUAACCUUAUGAAAGUAGCAGACCUUCACAAUAUGCCUUGGGUUAUAGCAGGGGAUUUUAAUGAACCUUUGGUUAAUGAUGAUAAAUUUGGUAGUAGAGCGGUUAGUGUGAACAACUCUCUUUUGUUUAAGGAGUGUUUAGAUAAAUGUAAUAUGAUGGACAUCAGCUUUGCGGGACCUCGUUACACUUGGACCAAUAGAAGGGAAAUUCAAGCUUUGAUUUAG
This is a messenger RNA of Quercus lobata, 519 nucleotides long. RefSeq lists its product as uncharacterized. The transcript has a single exon. NCBI's taxonomy places the organism in Eukaryota, Viridiplantae, Streptophyta, Magnoliopsida, Fagales, Fagaceae. The record is from RefSeq and is a predicted model, not a curated record. Bases 1 to 519 code for a protein of 172 amino acids. Gene Ontology annotation, molecular function: catalytic activity.